AUGUCCAAGGUCGCCAUCAUCAUCUACACCCUGUACGGUCACACUGCCAAGCUCGCAGAAGCGCAGAAGAAGGGUGUCGAGGCCGCAGGAGGCCAAGCCGAUAUCUAUCAGGUCCCAGAAACGCUCCCUGAGGACGUUGUCAAGGCACUAGGCGGUCAGCCCAAGCCAGACUUCCCAAUCGCCACGCUGGAAACGCUAACCGAGUAUGACGCUUUCCUGUUUGGAAUCCCCACGCGUUUCGGAAACUUCCCAGCACAGUGGAAGGCGUUCUGGGACUCCACCGGCGGACUGUGGAUGACGGGCGCCCUGCACGGCAAGGUCGCAGGUGUUUUCGUCUCCACAGGUACUGGGGGCGGUAACGAGACCACUGUUGUCAACUCUCUGUCCGUUUUGGCUCACCACGGUGUGAUUUUCGUGCCCUUGGGCUACAAAAACGUCUUCACAGACCUGGGCAACCUCCAGGAGGUCCACGGUGGCUCCUCAUGGGGUGCUGGCACCAUUGCCGGAGCUGAUGGCUCCCGUUUGCCCACCGAGUUGGAGCUCAGAACAAAUGAGACUCAGGGCAAAACCUUCUACGAGACAGUUAAGAAGUUCAUUUCCUGA
Molecule: messenger RNA, 603 nt
Organism: Lachancea meyersii CBS 8951
Lineage: Eukaryota; Fungi; Ascomycota; Saccharomycetes; Saccharomycetales; Saccharomycetaceae
Source: the annotation of a GenBank genome assembly